Messenger RNA from Pyricularia oryzae 70-15, 1983 nucleotides. RefSeq lists its product as uncharacterized. The transcript has 3 exons. Bases 723 to 1892 code for a protein of 389 amino acids. NCBI's taxonomy places the organism in Eukaryota, Fungi, Ascomycota, Sordariomycetes, Magnaporthales, Pyriculariaceae. The record is from RefSeq and is a predicted model, not a curated record.
AUAGACUUUUUCAAUGUUGAUUUUUCUAUAUUGAAUCUUUUUUUCCAACUCUUUGCUGGAAAGUUGAACAUGCGUGGUCAAUUUCGAGAUCCUGCAGGCAGAUUGGCAAAUUUCAGGAAACAAGGCUCUGCAUUUCAAAAUUGGUAAUCUUGAAAAACUGAACGAGCAGGUUGUACGCCAAUCGCCAUAGUUCAAUUUGACAUGGUUCACACUGCGUCAUUUAGUGCCAACACCAUACCUAGGUCCACAAAUUCUGAGAUGAGAUCGAGGGCCGAAUCCAUCGAUCGGGAUAAGGUUUGCCGAGAUCGCAGAGCCAACCUUAUGCAAGGGGCUAUUGACGGAGUACCAAUUAUUACGUCGUCGAUCUAGCAGGAUGUUGCUUUUGGCGAUAAAAUGCACUUUGCAACGGUCUCAAAAGAGGAGAGAAGUCAACACCUGGGAUUUGAGAGGCCCACUAACGCUACAUGCCAAUGACGACACCACUCAUGAGAGACGUCAAAGCAGCUCCCAAAGGGCUGGGUGGCCUUUUGAGAAACGUAGUAGCCUGGACGUAGGAGCAGAACGCGCAAAUCGUACUGCUCACCAUUAAAAGCCCGCGGUCGGCGUUCACUGGAAUAUUGACGGCCUGUCCUGAAAUAAACUACUUUUUUUCUUCUCGUUUGUAAACGUAAUCUAAUCACAGCCCAAAACUUGGACUUGGCAAAAGAACCAACGCAGCAACAAUGAAGGACCGCAAGGAUGUCAUCACCGAGUUCAACUCGCUCGUCAACAUGACGGCCUCUGACCUGGAGUCGUGGCUCAAGUCGGACGACUCCAACUCGGCCGGGUGGCCCAAGGACGGCGGCGAGGACAAGAAUGGCGAGACCGUUGGGCACGACAGCGGGCGCAAGAUUGUGGAGAUCCUCGAGGCGAACCCGGACAAAAAGGAGGACGAAUACACGGAUGAGCAGGUCGAGCACAUGCGCAAGGUCGUGUCUUAUUGCAAGCGACAUUUGGCACAGGAGUCCAAGGGCAACAGUGAAAAGUCCGAGGAGGAGUUGAAGAAGACAAAGUCAUAUGCGUCGCUCAAGAACUGGGGCCAUGAUAUCCUCAAGGCUACGCAAGGAAAAUCGUCUGCAAAUGGCAACUCGGAUUCAACUGACGAGAAUGAGGACGCCAGCGACGAGAAGAAGGGUUCAGCCAGCAACGGCAAGUCCAAAUCCAAGUCACCCUCUCAAACCCCAAAACGCCAGACUCGGUCCGCUGCGAAGGAUGCCGAGGCAAAUGAGGAGGAAGAGGAAGAGUCCAAGGAGAACGCCGAGGAAGAGGAGGAUGAAGAAUACAAGGAGGAGGAUGAGGAUGAGGCUGGCGACGAGGAUGAAAGCACUGCCAAGUCUGGCCAGAAGCGCAAGGCGGCCGACGGCGAACAAAACGGGGCGCACAAGAAGCAGCAGACGAGCAAGGGUGCAGGCGGGAAGAAGCAAUCGACCGAAGACGAGGCCGAGGAUGUCGACAAUGAUGAAGAUGGCGAUGAAGAAGAGGACGAACAGAUGGCUGAUGGCGACGAGGACGAGGAGGGUGGAGAAGAGCAGGCCAGCGACAAGGAUGGCGAGACGGAAGCGGGUGAACAAGAAGACAAAGAAGAACCAGAGGAAGAAGAAGAAGAAGAAGCAGAAGACGAGUCUAGCGGCAAGGGCGACGCCAAAAACGGACCCAGCAAGGGAGACACGGUCAGUUGGAAAUGGGGCAACAAUCAUCCGGAAGGGAAAGUUUUGGAUGUCAAAGAGGAAGACACGUCUAUAACAACCAAAAACGGCAAUCAAGUCAGUCGAAAGGGCACCAAGGAUGACCCAGCAGUGGUUCUGGACGCAGGAAAAUCCAAGGCCAUCAAAAAGGCGCAUGAGCUAGACUAGAAAGAGAUAAAAACAAGGUAAUACUGUGGAGGCUGGCAUUUAAAUUUCGAUGUUUGUCUGUCUUUGUUUUACUCGCCCUUAUUGGUUUGGC